GCUUGUCAGGGGCUUCACCGAGCGUGCUAGGGGCCAGCUCCUCCUGAAACUUGAGACAUGGUCUGAUGGUUGAAACGACAAAACACUCCACCCAAGAUCUCCAUCGAAACAAGGUGAAUGUCGGCAUCGACCUUGGAGAUCGAGGCCUGUCGCUUUUAAAAAGACUUUGUCGCCUGUCAAAAAUGUCUGCGGGUUGUCCAGCUUGCAGAGCGCAUACAUCGACCUUAAAUUUAACCAUCGAUCAUCCAACCCACUGCAUCGACCCUCUAAAUCCUUAAAUAAACUGCCUCUUGUACUGGUUUUGCAUAGAGACCCACUAGAUCUAGACAUAGAAGCUUCAAAAUCUUUCAAGAUGGCCAAUGAUAACGACAACCAGCCUUUUCUCCCCAAAUACAGGGACACGGACGACGAGGCCAACCGCACCAACAGCGAAGACUCUUCGCGCCUGCAGUUCCCAUCAGAAAAGAGUCCAUCGAGGCGGCGGUGGAACUGCCUGUCUCCAUACAUCUCUCACACCCUCGUGUUUAUCCUCACCUCGCUGCUAUGGAUCUUUUUGAUCCCUAACCCGCGGCUAGCGAGAGCGGCACAGCAAUGCUCUGCCUCGCAAACCUCGCCCUCGGCAUCAAUGCCGACGUCAACACCCACAAUGGUCGGCAUGCCCAAGCACUCGCCCGUCAUGGCCACGCACAACCACGGCGGCGCACACUCCCUUGCAGACCAGCUGGCGGCCCCUCUACCGGGCGGCAGCCGCGGGGUGGCGCACAACAUCACCUCGGACGCGACGCUGAUCAAGUGCGGCGGGUCGACCGAGGAGGCCAAGGCCAACGGGUGCCACUACGACAUACUGCUCAACCACUGGGUGCCGGAGCAGUGCCGCGACCAGGAGUGGGUGGACGAGUACAAGGAGGACGAGACAUGGACGGGCUUCGCCGACGAGGCCCGCACGGAGCGCAUCCAGGGCAUCGACGCCAUGAGCAACCGCGACCACUACUUCACCAGCACGCGCGACCACGUCAACCACUGCGUGCAGCUGUGGAAGAAGCAGUUCCUGAUGCUGUACGAGGAGCGCAACAUCGACACCAUCAGCGCCAGCUGGGGCCACACGGAGCACUGCUCGCAGUUCCUGCUCGACGUGACGGACAAGUUCCAGGACUUUUACGACGAGCCGAUCCUGGUCCAGGUCGGUUGGGCUGGGUGCUACGUCAGAGAUAAUCACACGCAUGCUGGCAUGUGAGAGGAGGGGUUUGGGUACAUAAUGAGAUGGCUGGUACCAACUGAUGAUUUGCUCUUUUUUUCCCUCUUUUGUCUGGUGUAAGUGCGUUAGGAGUUUCAAGUUGACAAAUUAGCGUAUUGAUGGGUUUUUCUUUUUUUUUUGCUUCUUUUUCUUAUGUCAUUAGUUGCUUUGUUGUUCUCGUUUCUUUUUUGGCAUCUUUCUAGUGCCUGACGUUGGCACGGAAAGAAAAUUAAAGACGAGAAUCAGAUGCAAAAUAAAAAGAAAAUGUUUUAUACGAGUUCAAAC
Pyricularia oryzae 70-15 is the source of this 1519-nucleotide messenger RNA. RefSeq lists its product as uncharacterized. The transcript has a single exon. The record is from RefSeq and is a predicted model, not a curated record. Lineage: Eukaryota; Fungi; Ascomycota; Sordariomycetes; Magnaporthales; Pyriculariaceae. Bases 353 to 1234 code for a protein of 293 amino acids.